Molecule: messenger RNA, 1239 nt
Organism: Drosophila subpulchrella
Lineage: Eukaryota; Metazoa; Arthropoda; Insecta; Diptera; Drosophilidae
Gene: Gr58c
Product: putative gustatory receptor 58c
Exons: 2
Coding region: 1-1239 (412 amino acids)
Biological process (GO): sensory perception of taste
Cellular component (GO): membrane
Source: RefSeq, a predicted model, not a curated record
AUGGUUCGAUUCUCCCUCCUGCGCAUUUAUUUUGAAGUGAGUCGCUUGAUAGGACUAUGCAAUCUACACUACGAUUCCCGGAAUAAUCGAUUUAUCCUCAACCAUGUCCCCACUGUGAUUUACUGCCUCCUUCUGAAUGUGGCCUAUCUUCUGAUCCUGCCAUUUGCCUUGGCCGUCCUAACUGGCAAUGUCUACGGUUGCAAAACUAUGGGAAUGUUCGGAGUGCUUUAUAAUGUGGUGGCUCUGACCAAACUCCUGACCAUGCUGCUCCUAAUGUCCAGUAUUUGGAUAAAGAGGCGUCGGUUUCAGCAGUUGGGAAAUGAUCUGAUAAAAAUGCUGCACAAAUUUCGCUUUGCUAUUAAAAGCGAUUGCAGAAAGAGAUGUAUGUGCAAAGUAUUGCUGACCAGUUCCCGGUUUGUGAUCCUCACGCAGCAGCUCCUGACCCGAGACUCCUUGGUCCAUUGUGACAAUGACUCCAGUUUCAGGAGAGCUAUGGUUCCGUACCAUAUGGCUUCCGUGGUGUACGCUUUAAUCUUGAUUCUACUAAUGAGCUAUGUGGACUUGACGGUCUACAUCAUCCAGGUGGCCGGCAACUGGCUGCUGGUAAACAUGGCCAAGAGUGUCCAGGAAAUGAUCCAGGAUCUGGAGGUGUUGCCCGAACGAAUGGGCGUUCCCCGAGAGAUGGGGCUGAGGCAAGUCCUUCCCGCCUGGCGAAAGCUUUGGAAGCACUGCCUCCAUUUGGACGAGGUUCUGAAGCACAUUGUUGAUAUCUUCCAGUGGCAGCUACUCUUCAAUCUGCUAACCACUUAUAUUGUCAAUAUAGCCAUUUUGUUUCGACUGUGGAUUUACCUUGAGUUCGACACAACUUUUCAUAUAUGGAAGGGCAUCUUGUAUGUUGUUCUGUUUCUCACUCAUCACGCCGAGAUCAUAAUGCAGUUUUCCAUUUUUGAGAUCAAUCGCUGGAAGUGGAUGGAGCUCCGUGAUCUUUUGGUAAAACUAUGGGAUGUCAAUUAUUCGGCCAUCCAAUAUAGAAACAGUCAGGGAUUGAUCCUCUCCAGACAGUUAGAGUUCUCAAUCUUGUAUCUCAACCGGAAACUUCAACUGAAUCCAAAUCGUGUGAGACGCCUUCACAUCGUAGGAUUUUUCGACCUAAGUAACUCAUCGGUUCAUCGAAUGUCCAGAAACAUAAUCACCAAUGUUUUGGUUCUUUGUCAGAUUGCCUACAAAAUAUAUGGUUAA